AAAGACUCGUGUAGGAUAGACAUAAACAUCAAUUUUUCCCCCACUUGACAAAAGUGAUUGAGACAAACAUCAUGUUGCGUCCAUUGGAUAAUUUUAUCACAUCAAAGUCAAGUAAAGCUCCAAUGAAAAGUUAGUCCAAAUCACAAGCCGUCUUGGUAUCUUUUCUGCCAUUGGAAAAGUAGCAUCAUGCAGUAAUGAAAUUCUUCCAAGUAUUUUGGAACAGUCCAAUCGGUCCCAAAACAACUCAUUUUUGGGGUCCUGUUCUCAACUGGAGCAUCCCUAUUGCAGCAUUUAUGGACACAAAGAAACCCCCGGAAUUGAUAUCUGGCAAUAUGACUGCAGUAAUGUGUGGUUAUUCUGCUUUGUUCAUGAGAUUUGCUUGGGUGGUAAAACCUAGAAACUUGCAUCUUCUUGUAUGUCAUGUCUGCAACGAGACAGUACAGCUCUAUCAGCUUUCGCGCUGGAUGAAAGCUAGAGGACCUUUGCUUCAAGAGAGAGAAGAAGAAGAAGCUAAAGAACAGUGAUUCAUAUAUAGAUUUAUCUACUACCCUUUUCAAUUUGUUGUGAUAAUGUAACAAUAUUGCUUCAAGAUCAUUGUAAUUUCAUUAAAAUACUGGUAAUAUGUUCAUCAAGAUUUCCUUUUGUCUCA
Molecule: messenger RNA, 649 nt
Organism: Jatropha curcas
Lineage: Eukaryota; Viridiplantae; Streptophyta; Magnoliopsida; Malpighiales; Euphorbiaceae
Product: mitochondrial pyruvate carrier 1
Biological process (GO): pyruvate import into mitochondria
Cellular component (GO): mitochondrial inner membrane
Source: RefSeq, a predicted model, not a curated record